AUGGCAGACUCGUCGACGAUCCAACGUGCGGAGGAGCUGGUGGCUCAAGCCAGAUCUUGCAUCGAGCAACGCCAACUCCAGAAAGCAACCCAGCUAGCCAAGGAAGCAGCCUCCCUAGCACCUACCAACAAAAACGUCCAAGCCUUGGUACAAUCUCUGUCACAAGCGGGCUCAGAUGGAAGUCAGAUCUUGUCUCUGGUCAAAAGCUAUGUUGAAUAUGGAGAGCAGAAGGACGGUCAAGAAGCUGUCAGUUUGCUGAAGCAGCAUGUUGCUGUACCUUCUGACCAGAUUAACGAUGUCGCUCACUUGCUCUUCGACCAUGAUGGAAAGCCUACACAAAUCAGAGAUGAACUUACAGGAGCUUUUGUAAUCAAUUCUGCAGCAGCUCGCAAACAACUUGCCAACAGGAUCCAAGUCGGCACAGAAGCAACCAGAUACUUUCGCUUGCUCUGGAGACGCGGUGAACACAGUUUCAACAGCAUCUUACCUGUUCUUUUGGAUGCAGAAGCUUGGCCUAGUACCGAGGUUCAGACACAGGCUAAGCGAGAUGCUUUCCUACUUGCUCUGGGAAAACUCCUGGAUCCUGCUUUGGAGCAUGGAGAGUGGAGCAUGACCUUGAUCGCCAGACUGCUUACUAGCAAUGCGCAAGAUAUGGCUGGUCUCAUUGACAGAGACGCUUUUGAGAUUGUACUUGCUCAGCUGGACAUUCGUCUCGAUACUAAGAUCAGGGCACAGGCAACCUUGGCUGUUGCGAAACUCCUCGAGGAAACCCGUGAGGAGGGUGAAGCCAUAUUUACAGACUACAUUACCAAUGGUGUCGCCAAAGGACAUAAUGACGAAUUGAUCGUGGCUUUUUCGGCAGCAGCUUCGGUCUUCCCGAUUGUACCACAGACUGUGGCUAAGUUGUUCCUGACACCUGGAUUCUUGGAGGGCUUGGUGCCUGUGCUAGAGAGAAACUCAAUGGGACAGAGAAAGUCACAUCGACUCGAACAGGCAGCGAUGGAGUUAUUAAGUGCAGCAUGUGUCGACAAGGCAUGCAGAGAGAGUAUCUCCAAAGUCGCUUACAACUGGCUCGAUGAUGUGGCGCACACGAGUACAGAGUCAGCAGCCGCGAGUAUGGCUGCAUUAGUGUUAGCCAAGAUUCCACCGAAGCCAGAGUCCGAAGAGUCCUCGAUAACACACGCUGACGAUCUCUCUUCUCUUCUGGUAAAUCUUACGAUGAACGCCAGCAGCCCUGCAGAACAACAGAGCUCAAUAGAGGGUCUGGCAUACACAUCGCUUCAACCCAAGAUUAAGAUGGAGAUUUUGUCCAAUUCGGCCUUACUCAAAAAGCUCAUUGAACGCCUCAAGUCGACAACAACAGCUGACCCCUGUACCUUUGGCAUCUUGACCAUCUUUUCAAACCUAGUCUCUUACCGCCCAGCACAAAGCGAGGAGCAACAAAAGAUGUCACAACUGAAAGACUACGCCCAAGCCAAGAAGCCCGAGGAAAAAGAUCCUUUGGACGAUGACAAACACGUUACAGCACGCUGCAAGACAGUGCUAGACGCAGACCUCGUACCCGUCCUCGUAGCAGCGGCUAGAAGCCACUACACCAUCACAAUCCUAGGCAUAGCAGCAAAGAUCCUGCACGCUCUCGCACGCGAGCAAAAACAUCGCGGCAAACUCGCUCAACAAGGCGCAGUAAAGCUGCUUCUUCAAACCAUCGAUCGUCUCCAAUCUCCUACAGGGCCUGCCGCUGCCUCGGACUCUGCACAAGCAGCAAUUCAUCUAGCCGCGCACGCACUCGCACGUAUUCUGAUCUCUGUAGAUCCCAACCACGUGUUCAGUAGAGCCAUGCCCGCCAUCUCCGCAUUACGGCCCUUGACUCUCCUCCUUACUCCCGACACAAAUUCAGACACUCGCGAUCUCCUUCCCGUCUUCGAAUCCCUUCUCGCACUCACGAACCUUGCCUCCCUCGAAGACGAAAGCGUCAAAGACGCACUCCUCAAACAAGCCUGGGAUCCCACCCAAGACCUUCUACUCUCCUCCAACAAACUCAUUCAACGCGGUGCCGUAGAAUUAGUCUGCAAUCUCAUGGCUUCACCUGCCGGAGUUGCGAAAUACGCGGAUGGCAGUGCGGCGGCAAAACAACGCUUACACAUCCUUCUCGCGCUGGCGGAUGCAGAAGAUGUAGCUACCAGAUGCGCAGCUGGCGGUGCGUUGGCUAUGUUGACAGAAUGGGAUGCAGCUGCAAACGCAGUCCUUGAACAUGAACGUGGCAUUCCUAUCCUCUUAGACCUCUGCGCUGAUGCCAAAGAUGAAAUCAAACAUAGAGGGUUAGUCUGUGUACUUAACGUCAUUUCUGCACCCGGAGAGAUUGGACCUAGGGGAAUGGAGAAAGUCAGGCAACAUGAUGGAUUGGAAGAGAUCAAAGAUUCGUUGAGAGAGUGUAGGGAUGCUAGUGUUAUGGCUGUUGGUGUGGAGGUUUUGAAGGCUAUCAUGGCCAAGGAUGGCAAUAAGGGAAAAACCAUUACGCAGGGAUAG
Molecule: messenger RNA, 2526 nt
Organism: Aureobasidium melanogenum CBS 110374
Lineage: Eukaryota; Fungi; Ascomycota; Dothideomycetes; Dothideales; Saccotheciaceae
Product: ARM repeat-containing protein
Exons: 3
Coding region: 1-2526 (841 amino acids)
Source: RefSeq, a predicted model, not a curated record